Hippocampus comes (tiger tail seahorse) is the source of this 2486-nucleotide messenger RNA. Its product is annotated as homeodomain-interacting protein kinase 3-like. Lineage: Eukaryota; Metazoa; Chordata; Actinopteri; Syngnathiformes; Syngnathidae. Gene Ontology annotation, cellular component: cytoplasm; nucleus. Gene Ontology annotation, molecular function: protein tyrosine kinase activity; protein serine/threonine kinase activity; ATP binding. Bases 167 to 2224 code for a protein of 685 amino acids. The transcript has 21 exons. The record is from RefSeq and is a predicted model, not a curated record. Gene Ontology annotation, biological process: peptidyl-threonine phosphorylation; peptidyl-serine phosphorylation.
UGGAAACCUUAACCCUGGCUUGAAACCUUACCCUUUGUUUAGAAACCCAUCCGAACCUAACAAUCAGUUUGAGCUCGCUCUGUUACUGUACAAUGUCGGUGGGCAGAAACCCCCUUACAGGGUGCAAGCCAAAGCCGUCACGUCGUCAGAAGAGGAGGCCAUCGCCAUGCGCUCCUCGCCGUGCGACGCCGACAGAUACCUGAGGGUCCUCCACUCGCCCGCAUCUGACUACCACAUCCUGGACUUCCUUGGGGAGGGCACCUUCGGCGACGUGGUCAAGUGCUUGAAGACGGCCACCAGGGAGGAAGUCGCCGUCAAGAUCUUCAAGCACAUCGACGCCCUGGACACGUUUAAGAAAGAGGCCAGCACAUUGCAAACCUUAAUGGAUUUCGACACGGACAAAGUCAACUUGAUCCAGUGCAAGAGCAUCUUUGUGGACAGAGCGUACAUGUGUCUCGAGUUUGAGAUGUUGGACAUCAACUUGUGGGAUUUUAUGAACACCAGACCCACCAAGUGCCUCCUUGUCAAGGAGAUCCGACCCAUUCUUCACCAGCUGGCCGUGGGCCUGCAUUUUCUGAACAGUAUUGGACUUAUCCACGCAGACCUGAAGCCCAACAACAUCAUGAUGGUGGAGCAUGUCAACCGGCCGUACAAAGUUAAAAUCAUCGACUUUGGCUUGGCCCAGCACGUUUCGGAGACCAAUCAGGGCCGACACUUUCAGAACCGCCGCUACAGGGCUCCAGAGAUCAUCCUCGGUUUUCCCUACGCGGAGGCUAUCGACGUGUGGUCUCUUGGUUGCAUUAUCGCAGAGUUGUUUUUGGGCUCUCCACUUUUCUACAGCACCUGUGAAUACGACAUGUUGAGAAAGAUCGAGCACAUCUUGGGUCAUCUUCCACAAAGACUUCUGAACAUUGGAGUCAACACGACUUAUUUUUACAAGAAGGAGAGGGCCUACCAGUCAUGUCACUGGAGACUAAAGACGCCCAACGAGUAUGGCUAUGUCGCCUGCACCGACAGUUUUAUCAACUCUCUGGAUGACCUUUGCAAGGUCAGACAAGUGGUCCACCUGUCGAAUGAGGACACCACAGCAGAAGUCCAAGACCAGGAGGUCUUUGUGGAUUUGCUGAAGCAGCUCCUGAGGCCUGACGCUGGCAAGCGACUGAUGCCCAGUCAGAUUCUCCAGCAUCCCUUCGUCACCCUGACUGACCUUGCACACAGCCACGCCAACAGCUUCUACAUGAAACUGAGCUGCGAAAUGAUGCAGGCCUGUCAGAAUCCAAGCUCUGGGACUCAGGUUGACACAUCUGCGGCCUCGCACCACGCCACUCGUCCCACUUGGCAGAUCCACCGGGAACAUCCUGACAUCGUGGGGAUCUCCUCGGGCAUCUCGAGGGGCCUCAACCUGGACAACCUCGACUCGGAGUCACACACGACUCUCUCGUCUCGGCUCCGUUUAGUCAACCUCCACAAGUCGCCAGACUCGCCUCCCCAUGAAAACAUGUGGCGCAUGGCAGGAGAACCACAACAGAAGGAGGAUCAGGAGUCAGUGCAGGAGCAAAGAGGGGCUUCCACCAUGAUGACCACCACAGUGGCUAAAUCGGAGCCACCAGCGCAAAACAGCAACCAAGUGCUAAAAAGUACCAACCCGGAUGGAAGACGGACCACUAUCUCCAAUGGUGACCAAACAGCUACGGAAAUCCCCAACACGUUUACUGAAUCUGCAACCACCAGCAUGGCCACCGCGACGUCUUCAACGCCAAGGAGCAUCAACAACGAGCGGGCGAAAUGGAAGGCCAAGCCAGGAGGCAUCCGCGCACCAAAAGGAAAAGGAAGAUUGAAAAGGAGGAGACCGAGUUUGAGACCCGCACCAAACAGUUCGAGGGACUCACCGGUAACAAAGAAGAGAAAAAUGAACACAACACCGGAAAGUAGUAACGGGGCUAAUCCCCCUGCCGCGAAUACAACCCAGUCUACAGCGAAACCGACAGAGCGCAUUGUGAAAACGAAAUCUGAUGGCGUCCCGACAAAAAGUAAAACACCAAAGAGCAAAAUGGCACGGAACACUUACUCAGCCUGGAGGAGGAGGACUGAAUCCGCGCGUAAAUUGAAGACCGAUACCAGCGAAAGGGCCAAAGCUACGACCAAAACACAGACCCCUUCUGGGAUUACAAACCGCAGUGGUGCGGAUAGUGACAAGACCCAAAAAAAGAAAGACAAGACGUGACGGUGUCCAAACACUUUGUUACCUUCCCAAAGAAGAGAGGAGUGGUUUCACUUAUUGUGAUCAUAGUCUGGUCCGGCAGAAGAUCAGAACCUAAGGAGGCGACCAAAGCAAUAAACCCGGUUGGGAAAGGAUAUGAGCUGUUGAUGGCCCUGACAGAGUCACAACAGAAAGAGAAGAUGAGUUCCUGGUGGAGGUCCAGGUUUCGAGGCUCAGCCUGAAAGCAAGGACUCUUCAAAUGAUACCGAUGGGUACAAAAAAAAAA